AUGAUAUCAGUAGCAUUUCAUGGAACAAGAGCAUAUCUUAUAGACAAAAGUCUUAUACCAAUAGUUUUGUUAUGGUUAGACUCAGUUGUUGGAUAUAACUUCAUAACUUAUGGUUCAUUCGAUACAGAACGUUGCAGUGAAGGCUUACUUUACAUCGUUCAGAAACCGAAGGACUUCAAUACAAAGAGAUAUAAGAUAGGAAGAACAUAUAAUAUAACUCAAAGAUAUGACAGUACAGUCAAUAGAGUCAAGGUUGUGUUUGUUAAUGAUAUGAGAGCUGCUGAAACAGAACUACUUGAAAAGUUUGAGAAAAUGUAUGGUGCUCCCAUAAAAGGUAAAGAAACGUUUGAAGUAGAUGAGAUAGAUAAAGCUAUAAAAUUAUUUGACGAAGUUGCUGAAAAAUACAUGUAA
Trichomonas vaginalis G3 is the source of this 411-nucleotide messenger RNA. Its product is annotated as organellar and viral DNA polymerase type B. Lineage: Eukaryota; Parabasalia; Trichomonadida; Trichomonadidae. The record is from RefSeq and is a predicted model, not a curated record. Bases 1 to 411 code for a protein of 136 amino acids. The transcript has a single exon.